UUGUCGCCGUGCGAUUUUGAGGUUAUGUACCAUCCUUUUUGAGGAAUUUUCGCCACAGGAAAGCUCUGGAAAAAAUCUCCAAAUCCUGUGAAUUUUGAGUUCCAAUAGUGAUUGUUUGCGUGCCAGUGCGUAAAAGAAGAUGUCUCAGGUGGAAAUUGUGAAAAAAAUUUCCAAUUACUUGCAGGUGGAUGCGGGAAACUUAUCCCAAAAUCGCGACAAGGUGGUUACUAGGACACUUGAUGGUGCCACUAAGGUUUCGGGAUUUUCAACAGUCGUGUCUAGUCUUGCGGGAAAAUUCAGGAAUCUCGAGGAAGAGUGUCUAAUACGGCAAUGGUUGGAGUACUGCAGCCUUUACGUCAAUCCUGCAGUUUUGAACAGCAAUAGAUCUCACCUGAGGAUUCUCCUUGAGGAGUUAAAUGACUACCUAGCUACACGAUCAUAUUUUGUGGGUAAUUGUUUGACGCUAGCUGAUGUUGCCAUCUUCCAUUCCAUCGGAAACUCAAUGGAGAGCCUCCAAAAUGCCGAUAAGGAAAAAUUUAUCCACCUGUCCAGAUGGUAUGAUCAUCUGCAGCAUAUGGACAGUGUCCGACAGGGCUUGACACUUGUGAAUUUCUCAUCUCUUCGUAUUGUCAGAUAAAGCUAUCUCUUUGAUACAAUAAAGAAAGAUAAUGGGAAUUUUGACCUCUAA
Messenger RNA from Phlebotomus papatasi, 688 nucleotides. It is a transcript of the gene AIMP3, whose product is annotated as eukaryotic translation elongation factor 1 epsilon-1. Bases 140 to 637 code for a protein of 165 amino acids. The record is from RefSeq and is a predicted model, not a curated record. The transcript is spliced from 2 exons. Lineage: Eukaryota; Metazoa; Arthropoda; Insecta; Diptera; Psychodidae. Gene Ontology annotation, cellular component: cytoplasm; aminoacyl-tRNA synthetase multienzyme complex; nucleus. Gene Ontology annotation, biological process: positive regulation of DNA damage response, signal transduction by p53 class mediator.